This is a messenger RNA of Arthroderma uncinatum, 1638 nucleotides long. RefSeq lists its product as uncharacterized. Bases 1 to 1638 code for a protein of 545 amino acids. Gene Ontology annotation, biological process: microtubule cytoskeleton organization; microtubule-based movement. Gene Ontology annotation, molecular function: dynein heavy chain binding. The transcript is spliced from 6 exons. The record is from RefSeq and is a predicted model, not a curated record. NCBI's taxonomy places the organism in Eukaryota, Fungi, Ascomycota, Eurotiomycetes, Onygenales, Arthrodermataceae. Gene Ontology annotation, cellular component: centrosome; cytoplasmic dynein complex.
AUGGUAGAACUAGGACAGCGGGCUUCAACCCUGAGCCAGAACUCAGCUUCAAAGGGAGGAACCAACAGUCGGCCGACCAGUAAGGAUGGCAGCAAAAAGGAGCUUUGGUCUUCGAUGCUCCAAGCUGGAGCGAGUGGGAAACGGUUACCGGAGAAGACAUUAUUAGUCUUGGGCGGUACACCGGAGAGCCAGCGGGAGUUUCUAGCAACAUUAUCUACUGACCAUACCGAGGCCGGGCUACCCUCAGAGCGACGGAAGCAAAAGGCACCCCCGAUUGCGAAUCAGUUUGCACUUGGGUACACAUAUCAGAACGUCCUUGAUGCGGACCAGGAAGAUAUCCUCGCCAGAAUCUCAAUUUAUCUACUUUCAGAACCAUCAGUGUCCUAUGCGCCUCUCCUUCGUCCCUUGAUCAACCCCAAAACCGCCCCUGAGAUGCUGAUAGUUUUUCUCCUGGAUUGGGAAAACCCCUGGACAUGGGUCAGGCAAUUGCGAGAAUGGGUCCGGCUUUUGCGCUCAGUCUUGAUAUCCCUGGAUGAUGAAACAAAAGUGGUCAUGGAAGAGGUCAUGACUGACUGGAAAGAUCGUAGAAGAGGAUUGGACCCUUCACAUGUUGCCGGAUCUGGCCCCGUAUCAUCGAUACCGUUGGGGCCAGGCGAGUGGGAUGAAGGGCUGGGUAUUCCCACUUGUGUUGUUUGUCAAGGGGCAGAGAAGAUCGAACAGCUAGAAAAGGACCAUGGAUGGAGAGAAGAAGAGUUCGACUUCAUUCUACAGUUCAUGCGAACAAUACUUCUUAAGCAUGGAUCAUCUUUAAUAUACACCACACGUUUCUUGGCCAACUCACUACAAAGCUUGAUACAGUCCUCGCUGGGCAUUCAUUCUCUGCUCAAACGGCAAUCUCUUAAACACAAUGUCAUCGAUAGAGAUAAGAUAUUAGUGCCAUCAAACUGGGACUCAUGGGGAAAGAUACGGAUUAUCAGAGAAGGAUUCAAUAUUGAAGGUGUUGGGACGAGCUGGUCCAUCGAAAUCCAAGAACCCCCGGAAUCUUUUAAACCAUCUCGCCACGCAGACGAUGAAGAACGACAGGAGACAGAUGAGCUAGAAUCUGGAACCAGCGCUGUAACUAUCUACGAACAAACCAUCCAGGAUCCCAAAGGCGGCGCAUCCGUCUCUCGCGCUAGGCAGUCGGAAGGUAGCCAGAUCGAGAUAGUGACGGUCGAUUCCCAGGCUUUCCUAACGGAGCAAUUUGAAGUGCUGGAACAGCUCAAAGCAGAGGACGAGAAGCAAGAAAGACAAAUGCGCAAGGGAGGAGGUAUCAUCAAAGAUGCAGAGAUGAUGAUAGGAAUGGACGACAUGAACCGAGUAAACGAGCACAUUGGACCUGUCCAGUUUAAUAUGGGCGGUAUCCAAGUUGAUGCGGAUGACAUGCUAAGGAGAUUAAAAGAGAGAGAAGCUAGCCGUGCAGCUGGUGGAAGCGGCUCCGUGUCGCCCACGCCGCUUGGUGGACCGACAUCUCCGGGAAUACCGCCUCUCGGACAAGCUAGUGAUGGGAAGCUCGCCAAUCAAGGGCUAGCUACCUUUUUCGCAGAUCUAGUUAAGAAAUCUAGCGGCGGCAGCCCAAGGUCGAACGCCGCAUCUUAA